CCGACAGUCGAACAGCGACGGCGAACUCGUUCGGUCUUCAGCCCGGGCCCUGCUUCUUCACUCCGCAAGCCAUUUGCACCCAAGAGACUCGCCACCGAGCCUCUCACUCAUCCGCGGAGCUGGGCAGCAGUCGUCACAGGGAACGGGCCAGACCUCACCCAUUUGGCAUUUGACCAGUACCCCCGCCAUCUUCAUAGUUUCCAAGGGCGGCCCAUCAGUCGUUCUACUCUUGAAAUCCUCACGCGUUCUACUUCUCCAUCUCUUUUCACAUCGUGUUGCUCAUCUGCUCAACUCUUGGUUUUCCCACGUGCCGCCGUCGUCCGCCUCACUCCAGAUCCACAGGCUCACGCUCCCCGCCUUGAGCUGCUUCCCGCACCCCACUUCUGGCCUCCGCACUCCACCCUUUGUACGCCAUGGCCUCUCUUGCCCACGUCGCGUACUGCUUCGAGACUCUAGAUUCCAGUCUCCACAGGCGCCAACCACUGAGCCUCAAGGAGGUGGAGCAAUUCUGGGAGCGAUACACUGCUGAGUCGGCUGAGGAGGACUUGGAAGGCGAGGAAGACGGGUCUGAAGAUGAAGAAGAUUUGGAUGAGGACAUGGAUGAUGCGUUGGAGCAGCAGACGUUGAAGCCUCCGGCGAUCAGCCGUCUGACGGCGGCUAGCCCAUCCUCGGCGUCAACGUCGACGUCCUCGUCGUCCAAUCCCUCAGUUGCUUCAUCCAGAAGCUCUGCGCCCACACCCGCUUCGUCCAAGUCAUCGUCUCGUACGUCCUUCUUCUCCCUGGGGCGCCGCUCGAAGAACACGUCCGCGGAGGCUCCUGCGCCAGUGAACGCGCACCCACUCUUCGUGACCUGGAACACGAUCAGCAAAUACGGCAGCAAGAGCCUCCGCGGCUGCAUUGGCACGUUCGAGGCUCAGGAGUUAUCCGAUGGACUGCGCAGCUACGCAUUGACAGCCACCGAGGGCGCCGCUAAUCUUGUGUACGCGCGCAGGGCCUUUGACGACACGCGCUUCAGCCCCAUCGCGUUGCGCGAGCUGCCCACGCUCGAGUGCGGCGUAACGCUGCUGACCAACUUCCAGCCGGCCGAGUCGCCCAUGGCAUGGGAGCUGGGCAAGCACGGGCUGCGCAUCUCGUUCACGUACCACGGCCGCCGCUACGGCGCGACGUACCUGCCGGAUGUGGCGCGCGAGCAGGGCUGGACCAAGGAGGAGACGAUAGUCAGCCUGAUGCGCAAGGCGGGCUGGAGCGGCCGCCGCGACGACUGGCGCAAGAUUGACCUCAGCGUCGUCACGUACGAGGGCGCCAAGGAGACGAUGCGGUUCCAGGAGUGGCGCGUGUGGAGGGACUGGGUCGAGGUGCAGGGCGUGCCGAAAGCGCCGUUGAACUGA
This is a messenger RNA of Aplosporella prunicola CBS 121167, 1388 nucleotides long. RefSeq lists its product as uncharacterized. Bases 414 to 1388 code for a protein of 324 amino acids. The transcript has 2 exons. The record is from RefSeq and is a predicted model, not a curated record. NCBI's taxonomy places the organism in Eukaryota, Fungi, Ascomycota, Dothideomycetes, Botryosphaeriales, Aplosporellaceae.